CUUUUGUUCUCGCGAUAUUUCUGGGUACACAGGAACCCGGGCGACCCGGGCUUCUGUGAAACAUGGCGGUCGGCUGGGACCGUAACACAAGCAUAACUAUAUGAAGGAAGAAGAGGGUUUUCCUGAAGAUGAGGCGACUGAAUCGGAAAAAAACCUUGAAUUUGGUGAAAGAGUUGGAUGCCUUUCCAAAGGUUCCUGAGAGCUAUGUAGAGACUUCAGCCAGUGGUGGUACAGUUUCUCUAAUAGCAUUUACCACUAUGGCUUUAUUAACCAUAAUGGAAUUUUCAGUGUACCAAGAUACGUGGAUGAAAUAUGAAUAUGAAGUAGAUAAGGAUUUUUCUAGCAAAUUGAGAAUCAAUAUAGAUAUUACUGUUGCCAUGAAGUGUCAGUAUGUUGGAGCAGAUGUAUUGGAUUUAGCAGAAACAAUGGUGGCAUCUGCAGAUGGUCUAGUUUAUGAACCAGCAAUAUUUGAUCUUUCACCACAGCAAAAGGAAUGGCAGAGGAUGCUACAGCUGAUACAGAGUAGGCUGCAAGAGGAGCAUUCACUUCAAGAUGUUAUAUUUAAAAGUGCUUUUAAAAGUACAUCAACAGCACUUCCACCAAGGGAAGAUGAUUCAUCACAGCCUCCAGAUGCAUGCAGAAUUCGAGGUCAUCUAUAUGUCAAUAAAGUAGCAGGGAAUUUUCACAUAACUGUGGGCAAGGCAAUUCCACAUCCCCGAGGUCAUGCACAUUUGGCAGCACUUGUCAACCAUGACUCUUACAACUUUUCUCAUCGAAUAGAUCAUUUGUCUUUUGGAGAGCUUGUCCCAGGAAUUAUUAAUCCUUUAGAUGGAACUGAAAAAAUUGCUGUAGAUCACAACCAGAUGUUCCAAUAUUUUAUUACAGUUGUGCCAACAAAACUACAUACAUAUAAAAUAUCAGCAGACACUCAUCAGUUUUCUGUGACAGAAAGGGAGCGUGUCAUUAACCAUGCUGCAGGCAGCCAUGGAGUCUCUGGGAUAUUUAUGAAAUAUGAUCUCAGUUCUCUUAUGGUGACAGUGACUGAGGAGCAUAUGCCAUUCUGGCAGUUCUUUGUAAGACUCUGUGGUAUUAUUGGAGGAAUCUUUUCAACAACAGGCAUGUUACAUGGAAUUGGAAAAUUUAUAGUUGAAAUAAUCUGCUGUCGUUUCAGGCUUGGAGCCUACAAACCUGUCAAUUCUGUCCCCUUUGAGGAUGGCCACACAGACAACCACUUACCUCUUUUAGAAAAUAAUACGCAUUAGCACUUCCCAAGCAAAGGGGAAAAAACUUUUUGCCUGAGACAUAAAACCUUUUUUAAUAAUAAAAUAUCGUGCAAUAUAUUCAAAGAAAAGAAAAUAUGAAUGAGAAGCAGGAAACACACCUAU
This is a messenger RNA of Orycteropus afer afer, 1385 nucleotides long. RefSeq names its product ERGIC and golgi 2 (gene ERGIC2). Gene Ontology annotation, cellular component: membrane; COPII-coated ER to Golgi transport vesicle; endoplasmic reticulum. Gene Ontology annotation, biological process: endoplasmic reticulum to Golgi vesicle-mediated transport; retrograde vesicle-mediated transport, Golgi to endoplasmic reticulum. The record is from RefSeq and is a predicted model, not a curated record. Lineage: Eukaryota; Metazoa; Chordata; Mammalia; Tubulidentata; Orycteropodidae.